Molecule: messenger RNA, 3377 nt
Organism: Anopheles darlingi
Lineage: Eukaryota; Metazoa; Arthropoda; Insecta; Diptera; Culicidae
Product: solute carrier family 12 member 8
Exons: 5
Coding region: 155-2281 (708 amino acids)
Biological process (GO): potassium ion import across plasma membrane; cell volume homeostasis; chloride ion homeostasis
Cellular component (GO): membrane
Molecular function (GO): potassium:chloride symporter activity
Source: RefSeq, a predicted model, not a curated record
UUCAACACAUCACAACAGAAAUCGCAGAAACGGAUCGAAAAAGUAAAAGAAAAACGUUCGUCGGAGAGACGAAAACAGCACAAAAAGUAGUGUUUUUAGUGUGUUCGACCUGAUCCCCACCCCGUGACGUGGCCUACUAAGCACGGGCACGGGAAUGCCCCGGACGAAUGUAGAUUGGUCCAGGUAUGGGCUCGGUGGCGAUGAUUCAUCACCGACGGAGCGGAAUCGCGCAAAUCGGUCCAGCGGUGGCGGUUUCGUGGAUCUGGGAAACGAGUACGACUACGGUGCCGGUGGUCAUCAUGCGUCGGGCCGGGAUGAAAUCUUCGCCGAAGACCAGGGCGACAAGCCCUGGUGGCGGAGCAACUUUUUCAUCUCCCAGCCGGUACUGUUCGGAACGUGGGACGGUGUGUUUACCUCCUGCCUGAUCAACAUCUUCGGUGUGAUCGUGUUCCUGCGUUCCGGCUGGAUUGUGGCCGAGGCCGGUAUCAUGCACGCCAUCCUGAUCAUCUUCUGCGCCGUAGGAAUUGCGCUCGUAUCGGUACUGUCGGCGGUCGGGAUCUGCGAGCGGUGCCGGGUGGAGAGCGGUGGCGUGUAUUUUCUUAUCGCUCACACGCUCGGUUCGCGGUUCGGUGGCUCGCUCGGGCUGCUGUACUGCUUUGGACAGGCCGUCGGAUGUGCCCUGAAUGUGCUGGGUUUCGGUGAAUCGAUUGCCGGGCUCGUUGGUCUCGAAGGAAAUCAAUGGGCGAUCCGUGGGUUCGCGAUUGCCGCGGUCUUGCUGCUUGGCGUGAUAAAUGUGGCCGGUGUCAAGUGGGUCGUGAAGUUGCAGUUCGCGCUGCUAAUCGUGAUCCUAAUGUCGGCACUGGAUUUCAUGGUUGGCAGCUUUAUCGGAGAAGCGCCCGAGCAUGGGUUCGAUGGUUGGGGCUCGGGUAAUAUGGCGCUUAAUCUGUGGUCCUCCUAUACGGAAGGCACAUCGUGGUUUACGGUGUUUGGUGUGUUCUUUCCCACCAUCACGGGCAUCCUUUCCGGUAUCAACAUGAGCGGUGAUCUGCGGGCACCAUCAACGGACAUUCCGAACGGAACGCUGGCUGCCCUCAGCACCUCGACCUUCCUGUACAUGGUUUUCAUACUGUUCCUCGGUGCGACAUGCCAGCGAAAUCAUCUGCUAACCGAUUACCAGAUAGCGGUAAAGGUUUCGGCCGUUGAGUUUCUGCUGCUGGCCGGCAUCUACGUGUCGAGUAUGUCAUCGUGUCUCGGGGCCAUGUACGGAACUCCACGUGUGCUGCAGAGUAUCGCCAACGAGAACGUCAUUCCCGGAAUCGGUAAACUGGGAAAGGGACGCGGCCCAAACAAAGUGCCACUGUAUGCAAUGGCCGUUGUGGCCGGUGUAACGACCACGUUCAUCAUUAUCGGUGAUAUCAACACGCUUGCUCCGAUCGUUACGAUGCCAUUCCUACUAACGUACGCCUGCAUUGACUAUUCGUACUUUGCGCUCGCCCAAACGUUCGACAUUCAAAGUAAUCGUGAAGAACGCUUCCGGAUACAGGCCCAGAGUCCCCUGUACGAGACCCGAAAUUAUGGGGCCACGGGUAACGAUUACCACGAGAACAACGAUCUUGAUCAACUGUUUCCUGAGCGUACACGGCAUAAGAACCUUGGGACGCCUACCAACUCACCGCAACAUGUGCCUUCCGAGCGUGACCCGAACGCUCGGCCACGACCGACAACCUCAUCUGAUGUUACCAUUGGCAACGGAAUUCCUCACAGCAGUUCGAUAACCAGCGGUGAUUCGGAAGUAAUUUUCCGCGAUGGCUCCACGGCCAACGGUACGGGAUCGUUGACCGAAGCGGAUGACGAACCGAUUGCACCAAUUCGUCCUCCAAUUCACUCGAAGACGAAAAACUGGUACUCGGGAUUCUGCAAUCGAUGGGCUUCACUGGUUGGUGCUUGUAUUAAAAUUCUGGUAAUGCUGCUGGUGAACUGGGUGUAUGCGCUAUUUUGCAUCGGAACUGUGUUUGUCGUGUGGUUGUAUGUCGGCACAGCCAAUCCAGCCGUUAAGCCUGGCCUGGCGCACGAGUUCCGGUUCUUCGUGUGGUUGAAAAAUGUGGUUUUCCGGUGUUUUGGAAAACGAGUGAACGAUUACGAGCAGGUGGUAGUUACCCAGUCCUGUCCGAAUGUGAACCUCGCUUCGGCGCAGCUAAACGAGGAGAACGAAGACUUUGCAUCCAGGCGACGCUACCAUCAGACGGCGAUCGUGCAGGGACGGUAUGUGGACGAGGUGUGAAGAACCAAGCGUGUGCCACCUACCUGCCUGCCCCACCGGAAGAUUGAUGUUCAACGCUCGUAACCCGCCGCCAGGAACAAACGUGCGCCAAAGUGAAAGUCUGACUACUAGAAGUAGCAACGCCGAGGAACAAAGACGAAGUCAGCGUUUGAGUGAUGGAAGGAUGAUAGAAUCGUCGGAAUUCCAAAGCUAUAUCAGCAAUGCUUUUUCCUCUUUACGAAAGUAUUCAAAAUGGUUUAGAUAGGUAAGAAUGCUCGUGGAUGCUGCAUAAUUAUUCCUUUUUUUUACUACUUCCGUUCGCCCGGUUCGCCGAUCGGCCACUAACCACCAUGGGAACCAAGCAAUAUCGCGAGCAGCACACAUCAAAUGAUCAAGAACUUAAUGAUUAGGCGAAAAAAGUAGUAAUCAACGGUCGUUAGUCGUUAUUAAGUGGAUGAUGAUCGAUGGUCGAGCAGUAGAGCAAGACGCAAAAAACCUCUUAUCAAAAUCAGAAGCACGCAUAAUAACUAUUAGGAUAGGAAAAGUAAAGAGAUUUGGAUGUACAUAUGCGCGACCUCUGGUGCGUUACGUUAGGCUUCUUUUGUAUUCACGGUAUUGCACGGCUAGCAGUUGUAAAUCUUUUAUAUUUCAUCGGAUCUUGUUUAGUGUCUAAACUCGCUUAACACCUUCAUCCUUUUAGUAGACCUUCUAAACUAACUAAGCGUACCAAGUGAUACUUACCGUGCUGAACGUUGAGAUUAUUACUGCGUUGCAGCAUAAACCAGCAGCUUCUUAUUCUAAGUUUCCUUAACUUCCCCGCAACGGCGCCUUACCAUUCCGGUCUCCAGCGGCUAAUUGCUUUACGUACAUCAUUGAGCCCAAAUCCUUGGGAGCCGCCUUCCGCUUAGAUAAGGAAAAAUCAACCAUCGUGUUUUGUUUCUACUGGAGCAACAGCGCGAGGUAAGGAUGGAGAAAGUGAGAACAAUAAGAGGUUGUACAAGUAAAAUGAUUCCGUUUGUUUUUUACUGUUACGACGAUAAUGCAGGGAACCAGGCGUCGCGGAACUAACUACAAAUGCUGUGUAAAAUAAAGUAAAAUCAUUGUAAUAACAUACAUA